AUUAGUGGUAAAAUACUGCUUUUAUAUGGAACGUUAUCUUAAAAAUGGUGGAGUAGUAACAGCCAUGCAGUUUAAAUAAAACUGUGUUUGAAAACAUUUGGAGUGCACUAAUAUCGAGCAUGAUGAGUGGAAGUGAGCCCACGCUGACGGAGCCGCCGGUACCGCUAGCGCUGGCUCGGCUGCAGGGCCGGCCGGGGCGCGCGCCGCGCGGGCUUCGCUCGCACCGCCCCAGCCUGCCGCUCGCCAGCCUUCAGGAGUCCAUCGACGAGACUCCGCGGCGCUUUAGCGACGAACCAUUCACGCCUGAUACAGAUGACGACGAAGCAUUUUCCGAUAUGAUACUCGUUGACGCGCCUAGAACAGCGGCUAACGGUCGGCGAGCUUCUGACGCAGCUUUCGCUGAACGAUAUAGACAGCUGAGCGAUUUCGACGGCCCUCCGCCUGAUCCCCCCCGCCGAGCUUCAUUGUCAGUGUCCGUGGGGGCAGAGGGGUUUACUGACAAAGGUCGCCGUCGAUCCUGGGCGGCACGCCUGCAACUGGAGCGUAAGAAGAGACGAAAAUCAGGAGGAGGGAACGAUACUGACGAGGAAAGUGACACACCUGUUUACAUAAGGCAAAAAAGGCCAUCUUGGUGGAACGUAUUCGUGCCUGAUAAUAUCAAAAACAGGUCUAGGCGGGCGUCGCAGCAGCUAUCGCGCAGCGCCGAGAGUAUCGACCACUCCUUCAAAAGGUCAAAAAGUCGGUCAGUGGAUCAUGGGUUCGCGGCCGCGUUCGAGCUGGACUCCCUGCGCUCCAAGGUGGAGGACAGGUUCAACGCUGUCCACAGAGAUGAGGAUGAACACGCCAAACGAUUACCACCUACACCGCCGAUUAAGACCAUCACUUACACGGUCCGGGACCGUGACACGUUGACGUCGCUGGCGGCCCGCUUCGACACCACGCCCUCUGAGCUGACCAAGCUGAACAGGCUCGCCACACAGUUCAUCUUCCCCGGACAGCGGCUGUUGGUACCGGACAAGAAGAAAGGUGGCGAGAAGGACUCCGAUGGUCCCUCAGAGAGCGGGGAUAACACGUCGGAGUCAACAGUGGGCCCGCCGAGCGAACCUGCACAAGAAAAAGAGAUCCUUGACAGCCUACGGCCCGUGUCGCCGGAGGCGCCGACCAGCAGCAACGCCCCGCAGCGCUUCCUCAAGAUCAACGUGCGCCACAUCACAGAUGGACAGGGCGUGGUGUCGGGCGUGCUCCUGGUGACGCCUAAUGCGGUGAUGUUCGACCCGAACGUGUCGGACACGCUGGUGAUGGAGCACGGGCCCGAGUCGUACGGCGUCAUCGCGCCCAUGGAGUACGUCGUCAACGCGGCCAUCUUCUAUGACAUCGCGCACAUGCGCACGCACGGACCUGACCAAAACACAAACAAGGCAGAGACAGCUGAAAUAUACUACAUGAAUAAAUCGGAACAUUCGCCAGGAAAGGAUUCCCUGCUAGUCAAGGACGAGACUUUUCCAGAGCUGCAGGCGGCCAACGGCGAGGGCGAGGGCGAGGGUGGCGCGGGCGACGAGCGGCCUAGUUCCGGCGACCCCGAGGACCGCGGCGGCGCCGCCUUCCCCAAGGCCUUCGAGCGCGAGCUCGUCACGCCCACCGCGCUCCAGCAACAAUCGACUGAAGAGAGGCGGAAGUCGCUUCUGGAUCAUCACUGGGCUAUCCCAAGCAAAGACAGGAUGUCUAUCGACCAAGGAAGCGAGAGCGACGACGUGUUUCAGGUGUCAUCAAGCACUGAGCAGAAGGAAGAAGGCGCCGAGGGUGCCGAAGGAGGCGCAAGCGUCGAGGGCGUCGAGGGCGCCGAGGCCGGGUCCGGCACCGAGCCCGACGAGGCGGGCGACGAGGCCGGCCCGCAGCCCGCCGACGCGCUGCACCUCGUCAAGCUGUCCUACCACGACUCGGGCAUCGACAUCCGUGACCCGCUGCUGCAUGUCACGCCCGCCAAGUCUAAGAAGGUGUACAGCGACGCCGACAUAGUGCUGUCGGCGGAGUGGGUCCCGCCGGUGUGCCUGCCGCGCGGCGACCCGCCGCUGUCGGCGCCGCCGCUCGGCGAGGCGGAACGCGCGCCGCGCAAGCCCGCCGCCGUCUCCUUUUCGCUCGACGGCAACAACCAGAAGGAGGACGCGAACAAGCCUGACAAGAAGAAUAAGAUGCUGAAGCGGCUCUCGUACCCGCUGUCGUGGGUGGAGGGGCUGACGGGCGAGGUCGGCGCGCCUGCCGCCGGCGCCGGCGAGGCCCUGCCGCCCUCCGACACACACAACACCAGCGUCUUCUCCAAAGUAUUCAACAGCUCGCCAAUGAACCUAGUGGAGUUCGGUACUGGUUUGUUCCUGAGUAAAACCCCCUCCGAAGAGGCACCGCACGACGCGCUCGCCGCCCCGGGGCGCAGCUCGCUGGGCGGGUUCGGGCGUGCAACGCCGAAGCCGUCAGCCGGCGCCGGCGCGCAGCCGCGCCUCGACUAUCGUAGCAUGGUCUCAGUCGACGACAUGCCCGAUCUCUUCGCUUCUUUUGACAAGCUAAUUCCGCGGCCUGCGCGGCCCAGCGACGACCCGCCGCUGUACCUGCGCCUCCGCAUGGGCAAGCCGGCGGGCCGCCCGCUGCCGCGCACCACGCCGCUCAUGUCCUACGGCCGCAAGCGCAUGAAGCCCGAAUACUGGUUCGGCGUGCCCAGAAACAGGGUGGACGACUUGUUCAAGUUCCUGACACACUGGGUGCCGGACCGGUACGGGCCCCUGGGCGACGUGUCCGCGCAGGGCUUCGAGCUUAUCGACUCGGACACCGAGUGGGACGAUGACGACCACAAGCCGCACAAGGGCGAGCGUACCGGCAGCUCGGGCGACGUGUCGGACAUCACUCGCGAGUCCUGGGAGCUGCUGAAGGCGCCGUACGUGAAAAUAUAUUCGAUAAUGAAGAGCCAGGCGGAGGCGCUGGGCGACUCGCUGGGCGAGGAACCGCGGCCCGAGGUGCUGUCGAUGAGCGAUGAGCUCCGCCGCGCGCUGUACUCGACGGGCUCCUCCGUCGACAUGGAGCUCUCGCCGCCCGACCUCAUCGGCAUCUCCGAGAUCUUCACCAUGGAACACAGAGAGAAACUGUGCAGCGUGCUGCCGGCGCGCGCGCAGGGCUACAUGUGGUCGCUGGCCUUCAGCACCAGCCAGCACGGCUUCUCGCUCGCAUCCAUGUACCGCAAGAUGCAGCGCGUCGAGAGUCCCGUGCUGCUUGUCAUACAGGACACACAGAACAAUGUGUUCGGUGCGCUGACAUCGUGCGCGCUGCACCCGUCCGAGCACUUUUACGGCACGGGCGAGUCGCUGCUGUUCUCGUUCCAGCGCGUGGACGAGCGGCGGGCGUCCACGGAGGAGCCGCGCUCGCCGCCCCCGCCCCCGCCGGCGCCCACGGCCCGCACGCCCGCGCCCACCGCCGCCGCCCCCGCCGUCGCCCUCCCGCCCGACCUCGCCGUCGACGCCGAUGAAAAACACGAUCAAACGCCAGCGGUGAAAACCAAAUUCAAGUAUUGGGGUUGGACAGGCGACAACAUGUAUUUUAUUCGUGGUAGCAACGACAACAUCUCCAUUGGCGCUGGAGACGGCAAGUUCGGGCUGUGGCUGGACGGAGACCUGUACCUGGGCCGCACACAGCGCUGCACCACGUACGGCAACGAGCCGCUGACCACGCGCGAGGACUUCAUAGUCAAAAUCAUGGAGUGCUGGACCUUCAUCUGAGCGGCGCGCUGCCGCCGCCGCUGCCUCCUCCGCCGCGCCCGAGCCUCCGUCGCCGCCACGCCGCUCCACUCAUACUUCACCACAUAAGCUUUAGACUAUCUUAUGAAAUUUGCUAUAAAGAUUUGACAUUUUUACAAGUCAGUCUUUUCGACUGUAGUACCGAUGAGUCUGAGAAUGAUUUUGUACUCGCAUCGUGACUCGAUUGGCGUAGAAUGACAUCGAUAGGCCGCAACGAAGACAAUAUAUCGAAACUUCUAAGCGCAUUUCUAGUCAAAUGUACUAAAGUAAACCUGACCAAUGUUUUGAUUCUCUUCGAAUUUAGUGGCGUGUUCAGAUGGAGUGUCGACCCGGAGCCGGGCGCGGGCGACCUCUCGCGAGUAGAGCAAAUGCUUAAUCCUAGUCAAUUGUCACUCGUAUCUAAGUUGACGGUUUGUAGAAGAUGGCAGAGCUGCUAGCGCGAGCAGAGCUCUGGGGUCGAAUAUUUCGCGUGCGGCGCGACCGAGUCCGCCGGACGCACCGCCACCAGUCACCAGCCCAAUACUGAUUACGUGUCAAUUCAUACAAUUACCUACUAUUGUGCAUUGUUAUUAAGAAAAUAUUAAAAACGUAUUUGUUACGAUAAAAUCAAUGUAUAAUGUUAUGUAGCAAGUUUAUAACUAAGGAACAGCCGUUUUAGUGAGGUGUUACGGGAAUUAUGAAAGGGCUUGCUGGUAGCAUACAGUGACGGUACAAUUACAAUUUAGAGUUGCCUGGACUCACGGACGAUUCCGAUAGUUUAUAUUGCUGAGCACAAGCUACUUCAAUUGAUGAGCGUUGCUCUCUGAUACAGGCACUGCCUAUUGCUGCCUGCACUGCCACAAGACAUAUUAUGUGCCUUUGUGGCUACAACUUUGCAGUCCAUUGGGAUAUUCACUCUUGAUUUAUACAACUCGGACCGAUUAAUAUCAUUGGUUCUCGGUGGAUCUGUACUGAAACAAUUUUGUUAUAAAAUAUAAUACAUAAAAGUAUAAUAAUACAUAUAUAUAUAUAUACUUAUUUUAUACAUAAUUGUGAGCACAGAAUGACCACUCCUGUGGUUAGCCCCUUUUCUGAGCAUAUUGCUCUUGAAUAUUUAUUUACUAGAGUUAUUUCUCAAUUAUAUCGCCUUAAAAUUAAAUCAUUUUACGGUUUAGACUCACUUGUUUUAGUCACUCGCGCGACAUGUUUCGGAGAGCCUAGGUCUCCUUUCUCAAGCAGUAAUAGUGCGAGCAGCGUUCACGACGACCGUGUAUUGCGUAAAAUGAUUUAAUGUUAGUAUGUCUCACAACAGUUUAAAUUCGAUUAUAUCGCCUUCUCAGAAUAGAUAAACCUAGAACAACCUACCGUAUAUAACUAAUAUUCUCGUCAUCACUACAUUUCUAAAAAUACCAUCAACUUUCUAAAAUAAGUUAUAAUUACUGCAUCAGUAGCUUUUAGUGAGUUGUCAGUCUGGAAACAGUCCUGUCAAGUGGUCGAUCUCACGGCUUCGUUAAUCAACAGCCGUUUAUUUUAACUGACCCCACAAGUCGGCGUACUGCACAUUCUCAAUUCUUCUAUUCAUAAGUGUAUUCUCUGGGACCAGUCCAGUCGCAAAAUUCAUAUUUUAAAAGACAACCAGUACAGUGUUGCCGUCAAAUUUCAUUGUAAUACAAACCAACGAGUUGGAACGUGACGUUCCCGCACACUCGACCUCCCCGAGAGAGAAGAUUUAUUCCCGGUAGGAGAGUAAUGUUAACUGCCCAACAAACAAUUAGGCGACACUUAGCACCUAUUUUAUAACCUUAAGACGUAGAACGACGGUACAAUAGCUGCAUAGUCUUAGCCUACAGGCUGAGGUGACAUAAUAGUGUUUAAGAGGUUCAUACUAUAGCUUUAAGAGUCACAGUAGCUAUUUUAGCCACUAAUGCAUGCUAAGCAGCUAGUGUUAUAGCUCAAAGUGAAUUCUACAACUUUAACCCUUGAAGUGGCAGGAACCGCCUCGCGGACGAUUAACGUCAUUUAAAUUCGAAAUUUAAUUAAAAUAAAAUCGAAAUUCCUUCAACUCAAAAAUGAGUAAAAUGACGUAUGUCACUUGAAAGGUUACAUCUAUAUGAGUUAUAUGCAGCUGCAAUUUGCACUUAAGGUUCUAAACAAGCGAUAAAGUCUUUUAUAGCUCCUUGUGUCGCAAACGUUACUUAACUCCCUUGUAUCACUAACAGUUGAAUAGAGAAGUUAUUAGUCGCUAUUAUAGAACAUGUAGUCGCAGACGAGCGUUAUCCAGUACCUUAAUACAUCUUAAUACAGUUUAGAGUAGAUAGAUAAAAUUGCAAUACCCUUAGAGGGUGUCAUGUUGUGAUACAUUAUCGAUUAAGAACAUCUGUAAUACCAAUGUGAAAGCAAUAAAUUUAUUAUUAUUAGAGACUAACUUACAAGCUAAGCUAAGCCUAUAACGCCAUGUUAAGAUCACUGAUGAAUCAAUGAGCAAAUCAAAUUAGAAUGUAAAUACUGAAUAAAAAUGCAUAGCUUCACUAAAUAUUGACCUAAUGUUAGUAUUGCUAUACAUAGAAGGGACUUCACGAAUAUUGUUGAAUUUUUCGAAAAUUAAAUACGGUGGACCACAAUUAUAAAACUAUUACAUUUUGAUAAAUAUACCAGGGAUCAGAGCCCCUUCAAAAUGUUGUUAAUAAUACAUAUAGUAAUUAACAGUGUAAUUAAUUUCGCCGUCAUAAAUCUGCAGAUAACCAGCGGCGUAGCGUGAACUAAUCUAGCCGUGUGCGAAAUCGCAUUAGCGAGGCCCAUUUCUGUCACUGAGUGCGAAGGAGCCUAGGCCCCCCUUGGGGCGCAAGGCCGUGGGCGACGACCCACUUCGCCCACGCCUAGCUACGCCACUGCAGAUAACGAUGGUACCAAUGCACUAUAAUAAUAUUUCAUUGUAUUUAUCCGCCAUUAGGGUAAACCCUCCAGUGAAUGAACACCCCCCAGUGAAUGAACAAAAUCACGUUUUUGUCUAAAAUAAGAAAUAAGUAUAGCAAUUUCUACCAUUUCUCGUUUUUUUUUUCUUAUUAACAACUCUAUUUCCUAUGCAAUGGCAACCCGUGAUAAAUUUAUUUUCGACCAGUUUGAAUGUGACUGGCGAUUGAAGUUUACUGGUUUCUGGUUUUGAAAUUUUGUAUGGAAAAAUUAGAUCCCAGAUAAGAACAGUGUACGUUUGGAGCAACAUAUGAAGUGCAUAUUUAAUGUUUACCUGUACAAAGUUUAGGUAUUUGGGUAGAUUAAGAGUUAAACCUUCUAUAAAUGUACACUUUGUCGGCGUAUUAUACGAUUAAGUAAUUUAUUUUUUAUAGUUCUAUUACUGGCUUAUCAAAUGUUCUGAAACCCCGUUCAUUUACUGGUGUCGUCUAAAUUUUUUUUUUAAUUUAUGCGUAAAUGAAAUGGUAUUGAGCUUGUUUUUUGUGAUUCUGCAUAGAAAACGAUUCUAAUUCAUUCAGCCAGUAUUGGAACAAACCAAAUUUCUAUAGUUCAUUUACUAGAUUGUUCAUGCCUAUGUAUGAACAAUACAAAAUUUGGCUUGUUCAUUUAUUAGAUUUCUACUAAUUCUAUGUAUGAAAACUGUAUCCACGAACAAUGCAAUUAAAAGUUUAUUAUUUUAAGCAUUAUUUGCUGAGUUUGACCUUUUUUCAUCAAAGUAUACACGUUGUUUCUUGUUUUAAAGAUUGAUUCCCUUUUUCUUAUUAAUAUGUAACAGGUUUCUGUGUUAUCGGCGAAUAACCGUCAUUUUAUUACAUUCUAAUCUAUUUGAAAUCAAUAUGGAGGGGAUAAAAAAAUAUGAACUAUCUAAUACCUAUUAAAACAUUUCAUUAUAAUAUAUCUAACGUAAUUUGUGUAAAGAAAUAAAAAAAUAAGAUAAUAAUAAUAAUCGAAUAAUAACAUUGUAAAAGUGAUAAAUGAUAAAAAAUUAAAUAACAUUCCAUACAUUUUGGCAAUUGUAAAAGUAAAAUAAAAAAAAAUAAGGUAAUCAUAAAAAAUAGAAUUCAAUGUCACAAUAAAUAAAUUAAAGUAUUUUAAAUUCUUAUUAUAAGUAUUUGCGCUAUUUUACUUCGUCAACUUUUCAUCAUUUAAAAAUUCCUCAAUUGGGUAAUAGCAUUUGUGAAUUAACAUGUCUUUUAAUUUCGUUUUAAAUAAUUUGUCACUUGGUUCAAGUUUGAUAGUGUCCGGAAUUUUAUUGAAAAUUGAAAUACAAUUAUAUUGUGGCCCAUUUUUGAAGAUAGCCAAGAUAGAUUUUGGUAGGAGUAAUUUGUUUUUAUAUUGGCUUCUAGUUUUUGAUGUUUCCGGUUUUAUCGGGAAUAGAUCUGGGUUAAAAGUGUUUUUCAAUGCUGAUUAAAAAGAUUUAAAUAAUGUUCAUUCACUGGGUUUUACUGUGUUCAUUCAUUAGUUUUUUUGUUCAUUCACUAGGUUUUUGGGUACUUUUUGAUAAACUCAUCUAUAACUCAAUAACUAGAAAAGUAAUAAAAAAUCGUAGAAAUUAUAUUCUUCUCCAUAAAUGAGGAUUGAUUAAAUUGCAUUUAAUUAUUACAAUUAUUAAUAAAUACUCAGAAAUAUUUUUUUAAGUUGAAAAAAUGCUUAAGUGUUCAUUCACUGGAGGUUUUACCCUAGAUCCACUUCACGCUGUCGCAAGAUAAGCUUACGAACAAUAAUACAAAAAUUGAAAUAUCUGCAACCAAAGAAGAUAGUGACAAAGGAAAAUAAUGUGCAAGUACCUUCUUGAGUGUUACAAAUAUCGACCAGAAAUUCUAAUAUACCAUAUAAAGCUAAAAGUAUCAUCUAUAUAAACCUAUACUACUACUCAAAUGGUGACUAUUAGUUAAAGGGGGUGCCAAAUAAGUGAUUAUUUGGCACCCCCUUUAACUCUUAAGUACUUAAUCAACGCUAUUAUAGCACAACUAUAGCGCCAUUCUACCUCUAACCCUAUUGUAGCGCCGUUUUGCAACCUAAGGUGAUAAAAAUAUGUGCCCAAUCCGAGGGUACCACGGGGUUAUAGCCUGCUAUAACUCCUAUUUUUAGAACAUCAAUAGAACCUCAGGAGUAAUCAUACGCUUAUAUAGAUUUCUUUUACCCCUUAUAUUUAGCGCCUAAUGUUAGUUGGGUGAUGCUCGUAAGAACGACAGGAAGGAAUCAAAUUAUUUAACUAACUCCGAGGCUGGUAAAAGUUAAGAAUGUGCAGUUCAGUAUACUUCAAGAGUCUUGAACAAUAUAACAUAUCUGAAUGUCUAUUACAUAUGCCUUUAUAAGUAAUAACUGUAGCACCUUUCCCGUUUUUAUUAUUUUAACAAAGAUUUUCGUGUCCUGGUUUUAUGUUUAUUUUUCAUCAUUACGAGUCAUAAUAAUUAUUAUAUUAGUGAGCAUUACUGUUCUUUGAUUUUAUUGCCUACUUUGGCUUGUGGUUUGUGGUCACUGUACUAACGGUGAACAGGUAAUUAAGUUUAUUCUAAAGAACAGUUCACAAGCUUGUUUCAUUCAUUAUAAUAUGUUGACUUAGGCUAGAAGUAAAAUUUGUUAUAUCAGAGUGUAAACAAUUAUUUUUGUUCAUGAACGCUUCAGUACAGAAAUGAGUAGCCGAUAUUUAAUGUUAAAUUAGUAAAAAAUAGUUAUAUUAGAGGGCUUGAUGAAUAUAAUCGUCAUUGUGCUUAGUAAUCGUGUCUCUUAGCAUGAUGUUACUCAGAUUUAUCUGGUCGUAGAGCAUCACUUUUGUGGAGUACGAGUAAGUGCGCUCCGAGCGCCGCCGGCGCCGCGCCGACUCGUCGAGCCACCUCUCACACUAACUUGUACGCUUUUCAUGUAUAUUACAGACUAUUCCUUUUUGAGAUUAUUGGAGUUAUAUUAUGCGAGAAGCCACGCAAAAUAAUAUUAUUGUGAUUACCUAUGUAAUAGUAGUAAAUAUAUUGUGCUGGAAUAUUUUGUAGCAAUGUGCAGGCAUAAUGAAAUACUUUAGUCCUAUCAGAAGCAAUAAUAUCGCAUAAAUGCAAUAUUUAAUAUAUGCAUACCGGUUGCUGCACCCACGGCGCUGGCGCUGCCACCCGCGCUGGCCGCGUGCACGUGCACCGUGCAGUCUUCAUAUACAGAGAGAGCACAUUGUUAAUAUAUACCGGUUGCUGCACCCACGGCGCUGGCGCUGCCACCCGCGCCGGCCGCGUGCACGUGCACCGUGCAGUCUUCAUAUUCAGAGAGAGCACAUCGUUAAUAUAUACCGGUUGCUGCACCCACGGCGCUGGCGCUGCCACCCGCGCCGGCCGCGUGCACGUGCACCGCGCAGUCUUCAUAUACAGAGAGAGCACAUUGUUAAUAUAUACCGGUUGCUGCACCUACGGCGCUGGCGCUUCCACCCGCGCCGGCCGCGUGCACGUGCACCGUGCAGUCUUCAUAUACAGAGAGAGCACAUUGUUAAUAUGUACCGGUUGCUGCACCGACGGCGCUGGCGCUGCCACCCGCGCCGGCCGCGUGCACGUGCACCGUGCAGUCUUCAUAUACAGAGACAGCACAUUGUUUUGAGGGUGUCUGCAUAAGUUAUUAUUGUUACAAAUUUAUAAAUAAUUAGACUUGUUGAGUAGCUGUGACAAAUUUAAAUAUAUUUAUUUAUUCACUGAGUUUCACUAUAAGAUUAUUGUAGUUGCAUAUUUUUUGUGAUGAUUAUGUUAUUUAUAAGUUGUUAAAGCAAAGCCAUAAUAAUUGAGAAUAUAUUAUUUUGAGAAAAA
Messenger RNA from Cydia strobilella, 10504 nucleotides. It is a transcript of the gene mtd, whose product is annotated as TLD domain-containing protein 2. The transcript has 25 exons. The record is from RefSeq and is a predicted model, not a curated record. NCBI's taxonomy places the organism in Eukaryota, Metazoa, Arthropoda, Insecta, Lepidoptera, Tortricidae. Bases 120 to 3758 code for a protein of 1212 amino acids. Gene Ontology annotation, cellular component: nucleus. Gene Ontology annotation, biological process: response to oxidative stress.